GCUGGUUUUUAGGCUCAUCGCUUUUCAUGGAUGAAUCAAGCGAAUCAAGAAUGAUGACGACAUCUUUUCAGGUCAUUGAUUCAAUGGAAAUGUGGAUGGAAAUGGAAUGAACAAAAAAGCCAAUGGAGUUUGUAAAGCAAUCAAGUCAGAAGAGUUGGGAAAAAAAGGUUACCUGCUAAGUCUCUUUGCCUAAAUCAUCCAACUUACCUGUCACUUUUUUUACUUGAAAUUUGUUCAACAGGGCAGUAAAAGUUCAUCAUCAUCAUCAUCAUAAUUUUUAUAUGUUACUGAUUGUUCAGGAGAAAGUUGAGCCCACCAAAGUGAAUCCGGUUUAACUCGAAGUAGUUGCUUCAGUUAAACCAUUGAGUUGCUCAAAUCUUCCCAUUCUAGACUUAAUAAACUUUUCAACCUUUAAAUUUUUCUCAGUCCAUUUUAAUUUUCAUCUCUGCUUGUUAACCAAUUGUUUAAUAUAUCAGCAAGUUACACUUGAAACAAUGAUAAAAACUCUUAUUUAUUCACUUUUGUUUUUAUUUUCAAUCCAAUCCAUUUCAUGUCAAGAGCUUAAUGAAACUAAACCUUCAUGUUUAUGUUCAGAUAAAUUUGGUUAUGUGAGAUUAUCCUGUAGAGAUAAUCUCGACGAUGUUCCGGAUCUCAAUGAUACUGUUACUGGAAUGGAUUUACUUGAAAACUUCUGUAGCGAUGUAUCCUUUUAUACGCCUAGAAAACUGGAAAUCUCAUUUGGCAGUGGAUCAGUCCAUUUAUCUGACCAUGUCUUUCAAAAUGUGCCCAACCUGUCUUCAGCUAAAAUAGCCUUUACUGAUAUGAGGCAAGUUUCAUGUGGACUUUUGGCCAAUUUAAGGCAAUUGGAAAGUCUUGAGCUUUGGUAUAACAAGAUAAACAUGAUUUGUGAACAAGCUUUUCAAGAUUUGGAUUCAAUUGUUUCAAUAACAUUAUCAGGUAACCAGUUGGAUGCGAUUCCUGAUCGAGUCUUUCGCGGUCUUCGAACCCUAUCAAUCCUUGAUCUUGACUCUAAUCAAAUUAAAUACUUGAGUCCACAGUCAUUUGAAGGACUUUCUGGUUUGAGUUUCCUUAACUUGGGCCGUAAUUCACUUAACUUUAUCCCAUGUCAAACCUUUACCAAUCUGAGAAACUUGAAAGAAUUGAAAUUAUCAUCAAACAAAAUCUCGGAGGUUUGCAGCUCAGGAUUUGAAGGUUUGACUUCCAUUGAAUCUCUUGACUUGUCUGACAAUGCUUUAUUUGACGUUCCAAGUGCCCAAGUAUCAACUUUAACCACCCUGAAAACCCUUGAAUUGGCCUCCAAUCGAUUUGAAAAGAUUGACUCUCGUGCCUUUGAAAAUUUAAUGAACCUAAGGGAACUCAAUUUGGCCAGGAAUAAGAUUAAAUCAAUUGAUUCAGACGCUUUCCAGGAUUUAAUUAGACUUGAAAAAUUGGAUCUUGCUGAAAACCAGAUACAAGUUAUUCAAUCGGCAACCUACAAGAGAUUACAAAGUGUCCGUUCACUGUCCUUUAAGGCUAACAAGGUUGAGUACAUUGAGGCCAAUGCUUUUGAUAAAUUAACCAAACUGGAAGAACUGGAUUUGAGUCACAACAAUUUAACUACGGUCACUGGUGAAACAUUUACUGGUUUGUAUCUUUUACGGUCAAUCACAUUGGAAGGUAAUAAAAUCAAUCGAAUUGCCAGUGAGGCCUUUGUUGGUCUCCAUUCUGUACGUAACCUUAAUCUGGCUCAUAAUCAGCUGUCUUCCAUUCCUAGAGGUGUUUUCAAAGGGUUGAGAGAUUUAAAUGAUCUUCAGGUUAAUGAUAAUCAUAUUAAAUUGAUUGAAGGUGGUGCCUUUGAAGAGCUUUCAUCUCUUAAUACACUUGGAUUACACCACAAUGAGAUUCUUGAUUUAGAUGAGACAACCUUUGAAGGUUUAACCAAUCUUCAAACACUCAAUUUAAGAGCCAAUUCACUUCAUUCACUGAAAUCCUCGGCUUUACGUAAUCUAUUUAACUUGCAAAAGCUUGACAUCUCGUCCAAUUUGAUCAAUGUUCUGAUGGAAAAAUCAUUCGUUGGUAAUCCUAAUCUGCUUGAUCUUGAUCUGUCUCAAAAUUAUUUAUACUCAUUGUCUAAGCAAUCCUUCACUGGCCUUAACUACUUGGAAUCAUUGAAUCUCUAUCGAAACAAGUUGAGUCUCAUCUCUAAGGAUAUGUUCACUGAAUUGCCGCAAUUGAAGCUCCUCCAUCUUCACAAUAAUGAUAUUAAACAAAUUCAGGAUAACAGUUUUGCCAAACUGCCCAAUCUGGAAAAUUUGAAUCUCCAAAUGAAUUCCCUUUCCUAUUUAACUGGUGGAACCUUUUACAUCAAAAUAUACACCAAACAAACGCCAGUCACCAUAAAUCUUAAAUUGAACCACAUUCGAUCGGAAAACAUUGCUGCUGAUGGUUUCGUUAAGCCAAAUUCACGUAAAUUGAUCCUAGAAUUACAGAAAAACUUCUUAACAUAUGUGCCUGAGAAACCAUUCAAGGAAUUUUUACAAGCCAACAAUACAUUGAAAAUUACUGAUUUUACCUUCUCCUAUCAAAAUCCAAUCAAUUGUCGAAGUCCUUUGAAUCAAUGGUGGAUUGCAUCCAGACGAUUGACUCCUGACCAAUUUGAAUACUUUGGCUGUAAAUGAAUAGUUUGUAGACGUCAUGCUUUUGUCCAUGUAAUUUUCACAUCACUUGAAAACCUGACCAACCAGGAAACGACCAAUAAUGUCAUUUAAUUCCAUAAUAACUGAUUAUAUCAGUAAAGCUUUUGAUACCAACAAUAAAAGCAUAUAAAAUAAUAGGAUUAUUAAAAUAAAAUUAUUUAAUG
Tetranychus urticae (two-spotted spider mite) is the source of this 2860-nucleotide messenger RNA. RefSeq lists its product as uncharacterized. The record is from RefSeq and is a predicted model, not a curated record. Lineage: Eukaryota; Metazoa; Arthropoda; Arachnida; Trombidiformes; Tetranychidae. Gene Ontology annotation, molecular function: protein binding.